This is a messenger RNA of Dentiscutata erythropus, 3411 nucleotides long. The record is from the annotation of a GenBank genome assembly. NCBI's taxonomy places the organism in Eukaryota, Fungi, Glomeromycota, Glomeromycetes, Diversisporales, Gigasporaceae.
AUGACCGAGGUUCCGGAAUUCUUUUUACUCCCUGAAGUAGAUAUAAAAACCUGUAGGGUUCUACUACAACCAUACUGUCCUCGCUCGGCUUCCUCCGAAUCUAAUUCAUCAGCACUUCAAAAGGGCGAUCAUCAAAAUAACGAAGGCCCUUUAAUAUAUUAUGAACCGAAUCUAACACCCGAAACAUUGGCAGAAACAACUGCUAAAGUUACAAAAAACAUUGAACAUCAACUUCGACAACCUGAAGGAGAUCCACGAAUAAAUCGCGAAUAUGCACUGAGUCUUAAUGUCAAGCGACAAAAGUAUUGCAAAGCCUUACAAGUUCUGACAUAUGAGCAAGAUAAAAAAGCACCUAAUCGUAAAGAAUCUACUAUCAUCAUAUCAUUCCUUGAUAAAUUCAUGCUCGAAUCUCAAAUUCGGGAAAAUUUUGAAGAAUGUGGAUUUGUACGAGAAUGUAAUAUCGAAAAACAUCCAGAUUAUAAUCAUAGUCUCGGGAUCGCAACAGUUACUUAUUAUGGAGAUGAUGAUGGUGCAGCUUUGAAUGCAGCGAGAGAGGCCGUUAUUAGGUUUAAUGGCAAACAAAUAUCCGGUGGUCCACCAAUCAAAGUGGAGCUGGAUAAUGAUGGAUCAAAAUUGAAAUCUGCCAUUGAUACAAAUAUUUCAGAGGGUCAGGCACAAAAAGAAUCACAUUCACCUAGUAAUAGUCAUAAGUCAACACCAUUGGCAAAUGAUAUUGAUAUGGAAAUUGACGAUAUACCAUCCCCAUCCCCACCAAUGGCACCCCCACCAGCUCCUCCAAUAAAAGUUCCAUUAGAUCCACCACCACCAUCUCGGUCAUUAGAUAGCAUCAAUAGUAAAUUUACACAUUCUAUUCCAACGAAGGAUUCAACGCUGACAACAAAGCUUCUGGUAAAAGACUCUUCUAAAAUUUCAUUAAAAGAUUCUGUUCCAGCAUCUAAGAUGCUAUCAAAAACUUUUUCAACAUCUAAAGUGUCAUCGAAAGAUUUUGACUCAGAUAUUAAAGGGUCGUCGAAAGAUCCUGCAAAAUUAUUUAAUGAAACUUUGGAUAAGAAUGAGCAGAAACAAGAUAUGCAAUUUAUGAAUGAUGACAAGGAAGAUGGUGAAAUUGAUUCAAAUACUGAAGAAUCGACUCCACGUAAUAUUAAGGUUAAAGGGUUUGAAAGAAGCCCAUUUGAUUCAACCUGGCGAUAUCCAAUUGAAUCUAGAACGCGAUUAUCUUCUUCAUGGCGUGAAUAUGACCAUAUACAAUAUGAUUCGGAUCGUUACAAUUUGGAUCGUAGAAGACGAAAUUCUUCAAGAGAUAGAUCUAAUAAAAGCAAGUAUUCUGCUGAGAAGAGUCGAAGUCGAAGUCGCGAUAGAAGUCCCAAUGGUUUUCAAAACUGGAAUCGUGACCGAGAAGGUAAUCAUAGUAGAUAUCAUGAUUCUUAUCGUAGCCGUGAUCGUGACCGUGAUUGCGUUUCAAGUCGUGAAUAUGAAAGCAAUCGUAGACAUGAUCGAGAUAUAACUCGUUCACGUGGUCGAGAAAACGAUCAAAGUCGUGAUAAGGAUAACAACCGCAAUAAUGAUCGUGAUCGAGACUAUUCAUAUAGUCGGAAUACAUCAGAAAGAUCCCAAAUAUUGCGCAACGAUGAAAAGAAAAUUAAAAUUGAAAAAGAUGAUGAUAAUACUGAUCUCAGUUCUAGCAUCAAAAUUGAAGAGGAAGAAAAAAUAGGUAUAAGUUUCUCAGAGGCAUUUCAUGACCUAAAAGAUCUUCCAAGUUUCCGGAAACGUUCAAAUCUGAACACGAAAGACUCAAAGAAAAAACAAGAAAUUUUGACGAAAGAUCAAAAGCAUCUUUCCACACAUGGUUCUAAAGAUAUUAAUCGAGAUUCUGAACAAAAGAUUACUUCGAAAAAAUCAAUAACAAAGAAACCGUCAAAAUCAGGCGAUAAUGAAUCAGAUGGUUACGGUACUCAAGAUACUGAUGAUAAGUUGUACGGAAACAUUCGUCGAAAAAAUAUCAAACAGGGUACCAAACCUGAUAAACGAGUUGAAAGACCGAAAAUUAGUGAUUGGGACUAUUCAUCAUCUGAGUCAUCACUAGAAGAUACGAAAAAAUCAUCGUCAACUGUUAGAAAUCUGUCACCUUUUAAAGAUGAAAAACUGAAUAAUAUAGAUAAUACAGAUAAAAACAAUGACAUUGAGCUACAAUCAAUACAUAAAAAAGAUCAACAAAAGUUAAGUGUAUCGAGUGUAUCUGAAACUAGUAAGAAGGUACAUAAUAAAUCUAGUGCUUCAAAUGCAUCUGAAACGGCCAAAAAAGUUAAAAGUAGUAGCUAUACCUUCAACAAUCCCACAUUAAAACAUCGUGAAUUAAAGAAUCGAAUUUUUGUCGCUACGCCUUCGGGAUCAAGUACAAAAAUUAAAUCUAGUCGCAGACAAAAAAACAAUUUGGUCUCAAAUACACAAGGCUCAAAAUCUAAAAACAUAUUAAUAUCUAAUUCAAAAACAUUUAAUGCACAAGAGACAUCAAGUUCUAUCAGGAAUCAAUAUGUAGAUGAUACAACUAGUGAUAGUACAAAACAAACAAGUGGAUCAAAUUCAAACAGCGAAGGACAAACGGAAGAUUGUGAUUCGUUUUUCAACUCAGAAUGGGUUGAGAGACCGUACCUUACUCCGGAAGAUGGUAUUACUGAUGCAUUUGAUUUAGACAUGAUCAAACUUUAUCUCACUUUACAGCAGAAUAACCAACUGGAUAGUGAUGGUGAACCGAUAGAUUGGGUAGAAAAAGAGGAAUACACUGUCAGAGUGGGUGACUAUGCACCUGAUCCAGGACCUCAUAAAACAGGAUGUGCUAGGACUGAAGGGUAUUACAAAAUACCACCAGAAGAAAAACGUAAAUACGUUACAUAUGGAAUCGCCGGUACACCAUAUGCAAAUGCCACAGCUCCAGCGCCUAGUCCACGUGAAUCAAGAGCAAAACGACGGGAAUUACAUGCAAGGAUGGCCACAGCAUCGGAAGAUUAUCUUCAAUUCAAUCCAUUAAAAUCACGAGAAAGAGAACUUACAAUAGCAAAAUCACCGAUACAUCAUUAUGGACUUUUCACUUUGGAAAAAAUAAAGUGUGGAGAAUUUGUGAUCGAAUAUACAGGAGAAUUAAUUAGACAGGCAGUUGCAGAUUUGAGAGAAAGAAAAUAUAAAGCAGAAGGGAUUGAUGGAAGUUAUAUGUUUAGAGUUGGAGAUGAUACAAUAAUCGACGCCACCAGAAUGGGAAAUAAUGCUAGGCUAAUAAAUCAUUCAUGUGAGCCGAAUUGUAAUGCUAAGAUUCUUAACGUCAAAGGACAUAAAAAAAUAGCCAUAUACGCGAAGAGGAACAUACAAAAAAAUGAAGAGAUCACCUAUGAUUAUAAG